This is a messenger RNA of Yamadazyma tenuis ATCC 10573, 2253 nucleotides long. The record is from RefSeq and is a predicted model, not a curated record. NCBI's taxonomy places the organism in Eukaryota, Fungi, Ascomycota, Pichiomycetes, Serinales, Debaryomycetaceae.
AUGCCCCCACCAAUGACUUCCCCAAUAUACCGCCAGCGCGCCCGCUUACGGGUUUCCAAAGCUUGCGACCGCUGUCGUUCCCAAAAAAUCAAGUGUAGUGGCACCUUCCCAUGCACAACAUGCUUAAAACACAAACGAGAAUGUAUCUACAACCAACCUGGAAUGGGAUUGUCCAAAAAUGGUGAAGGUUCCAUGCCUAACGGACCCCCCACGAUUCUCAACGCCCAGAUGGAAAAAGAGUUGCCGUAUCUCACUAAAACCGAUGACAAAACAUAUAUCCGGCACUUGGAGAAUCGACUCCAGUACCUCGAGUCGCGGCUCAGCUACGACGGGUCUCAAAUAUACAGUAGCAUGCGAGACGGUGAAACAGAAAAGGAGGAAACCAACCUUUUUUUGAAUCCUCUGUCAAAAUGGAGGUACUCCCAUCGCAACCAGGUACUUCUCGUUGACAGCUUGUGCAAGACCAUCUUCGAGACCCUUUCUCCCGAGAAUAAGGCCAAAGUACAACUCCCUCGGCCACAGUACUUUGGGUGGAACCUCAGUGGCACCCACUACUUGGGGAACGAUGAGUUGCCCGAACCGCCGUUUGUCAAGCUCCCCAACACCAUGGAGUUCUACACGGACUAUUUUUUCCGGGAAAUCAACCAGCUCUAUGCGUUGGUGCACGAGCCGGUAUUUAUUCAGCAACUCGCGACCUACUUGGAGAUGGCCGACAACCUGGAACGAACGUCACAGGCUCGGUUGUUCGAGGCCAUGUGGUACUUGAUGGUGGCCUUGAGCAUCCGGUUCACUGAGUUUGAGAAAAAACGGGAUUUGCUGCUCGAGGCCCUAGAAAUGGAAGAAAAGAUGUUCCGGUACGCUUACCGAGUGGUGAGCAUCUUGAGUUUCCAGUGGGAGUCGUUUGAAUUGAUCCAGUGUUGGCUCUUAAUCACCCUUUAUCUCCGGAUAACCCAUCGUCAAACCUCGUGCUUCUACUCGUUGGGAUAUGCCGUCACCAUGGCCAAAGCCAUGGGAAUUUCUCGAGACCUGCUGAGACAUCGGUUGUUAGGGACUCCGUACGAGGAGAUCAAGGCCCACCGAGUGUUCUGGGUGCUCUUCACGUUUGAGAGGCUCAUUGGCCUUCAGAAUGGGCGGUACGGCCUUAUCGGCCAGGACGAGGUGGAGAUCCCGUUCCCCCUGUAUGACUUCACGGCUGAAAAAACCAGAGAUAAUUGGAUCACACUCCCGUCCUUGGCCUUGAUCCACAUCGCCAAGCUUGCCACGUUUGUGCACACGUCCCGACUGGAGAAGUUGGAUCUCGUCAAGUACCAGCAGAUAAAUAAAGAGUUGGUAGGCUUGAAUGCGUGGUUGAACACCAAUGGCUUUUCGAUCAACGAGCUUUUCAAUGCCCCUGAUGAGAAGAUCAGCUCGCUCGUGAAAUCCCAGGUCAUGUUACACUACUAUGACUUGGUGCUAUGUAUCCACGGUAAGAUUUUAUUCAACUUUGUGGGUAGCCGGAUCGCAACCCCGGGUCUCAAGAUCGAAAUGGUGUUGGACUCGUGCAAAAACAUCUUGAGCGUGUUGGCCAAGGUCCACAAAGCCAACCUCCUCUUUGUGCCAUGGCACUUGACAUUGAUGUUGCUUUUCAACGUGGGGGUUAUUCUCUUGGUGCUCAUCAACGCUGGGUUGUAUCUCCCCACCGCCAGGAGCUUAUACUUCCAGACAACCCAAUUGUUGUUGGUGUUGAAGCGGGCCAACGUCAAGUCCAGUGACAAUAAGGUGCUUAUCAAGAGACGGUUCAAGAUGUCGGAAGAGUGUCUUUGGGCUUUGAAGACCACCAGCAAGAUGGUGACGUUGCGGUUCGAACAAGAUCUCCAGAACUUUGCUGCGAUUGGAACCGACCCAGGGUCGUCUGAAGUCAACCAGGCAACGUUCGACCAGUACGGGUUUGUCAAGGAGACGGAGGACGAGUUUAAAGAGGUUUCAAGAACGGGUAAACGUCGGAAAACCGAGGAGGUUGUACAACCAGUAGAAAACGUGCCCCACCACGCAUAUGCUGAUUUCUUCCCAAUGACAGGCACCAACUCCGACAAGAGUGAAUUCAAUGAGGAGCCUCUUCCGGGAGACCCUAGUUAUGUGAAGGCGGAUACUGCAAGUGCCGGGAUCUACAAUAAUCUUUUGUGGUUUGACCGAUGGUUUGACAGUAAUCUUGAUAAUGAGUCUAAUAUGCCACCACCAAGUGCGAGUACUGCCACCAGUAGCUCAGACAUUUAG